Messenger RNA from Thalassophryne amazonica, 1951 nucleotides. Its product is annotated as integrator complex subunit 12-like. The record is from RefSeq and is a predicted model, not a curated record. Gene Ontology annotation, biological process: snRNA 3'-end processing. Lineage: Eukaryota; Metazoa; Chordata; Actinopteri; Batrachoidiformes; Batrachoididae. Gene Ontology annotation, cellular component: integrator complex.
AUGGCAGGUCCUGUCAGUUUGGAAUUGGAUCCCAUAUUUAAAGGGUUGAGUUACCUGCACUCCAAAAGUAAGGACUCCGCUGAGAAACUCAAAGCUCUGCUAGAUGAGUCUCUUGCAAGAGGAAGUGAUUCAUCUUACCGCAUAUCACAAAAGGAUUUAGAUUUGUCCAAGGGAUCAGUGUCCAAGCUGAGCCUCAGUAAGCAAGACUCAAAGUCCUCCUCUGGGUCCUCGUCCUCCAGCAGUAGCAGUGGCAUUGCUAAGUCCCAUAGCACAGAGAAGAGCAAGAAGGAUGGCGAGAAGAGACCUUCCGACAAGGUAUAGUUGGACUUGUCUGACGUGGACCCUCCGAAAAAGCCUCGUUGGGAGAAGCAGGAGAAUCGUUCUUCUCCGAUUACCGUUCAGACGAGCAAAGACCUGCCAAACAUACAUGACUACGAUGAGACCAGCGCUGACGACUUUGCUAUGGAAAUGGCCUGGCCUGUUGUGGUUUGCAGUAUACAAAUGACAGUGAUGAUGGGAAACCAGUUGGUGGAAUGCCAAGAGUGCCAUAAUCUGUACCACCAAGACUGUCAGCCACAAGUCACAGAUAAAGAAGUUAAUGACCCACGACUUGUGUGUUACUGCGCCCGCUGCACCAGGCAGAUGAAACGCAUGGCCCAGAAACCUCCACAGAAGCCAUCUCCUGCGUCCGUGUCAGCAGCGCCUGUUGUCAAAGACACACUGGUGAAGAAGGCAGAGCUCAAAGCCAAAUCGGAUGCAGCCAGCACCUUCCAGGCCUUCAAAAGAACAGAAGUGAAGGCAUCCACAACCUCUGCCAAUCACUGCAGCAGCAGCUCCUCCUCCUCCUCAGGCAGUGGUCUUACAGGCUGGGCCGCAUUCACCGCCAAGACAAGCUCCUCUCUCCCUUCCACCUCCAAGCUGGGUUCUUCGAGUCAAAGUGGGAGCAGCAAGACCUUGACGAUUCCCUCCGUCCAGAAACCUGUUGGGCUUUCUGGGUUGGCGGGGGCCAAGUCAGGACUGGCGAGUACAAAGCUUUCCAGGAGUGGCAACGGAAACGGCACAAGCCAGGUGACUCUGAAACCACCUCCACCUCUGACACUGGGUAAGCAGUCCCUGAAUCGUUCAUCGAGUGGAGAAACCCAAGGGAAAGUGUCUAUAUCCGGGUCUUCAGGGGCCGGCUCCCCAAGCGGCUCCCAAGCAAAUGCGGGUGGAAACGGGAGUAAUGGAGGAGGGAACGGCAACAAUGGGAAUGGGUCAAAGGUUGCACCAGGGGACAAAGCACCCACAACUCAAGAGUCCCAGUUUAAUGCCAUGAAACGGUUACAGCAGGUAAAGAAGAAAGCAGCACAGAAGAAACUGAAGAAAUGAGUAGAAACAAAGAGGAUGACUCAAAGUUGUUUUUUGUUUUGUUUUGUUUUUUAAUAAAUACUUACAUAGUAUGGUGUUAGUGCCAGAACAGUAUGUUUUGGGGAAUAAAAAGUAAAGCCGGUCUUCCGUUGCCGAUUUCCAGCACCUGAUUGGUUACUAUAGUGACUAAAUAAAAAAAACCUGACACCCAGUCAGGGCAUGUCAUGGUGUGUAACCGGUGCUCAUAGUAAAGUUUGUAGAUCAUGAAAAUUUUGAACAUGUUGAUUUUGAGCUUUAAUUUUACAGACCACUUUGGUUUUUUUAUGUCAUUACUGCAUCUUGAAAUAAAUCAUUUACACUUGAAUGUGGAUUUGGCCACACAGUCAGUUAAAAUUAGAGGCUGAAAUUAAAAUCGAAUGAAGGCGAGCGAGCAGCAACCGUGUGCAGUGGUGUGCAGUAGCGUCAGAGGAGUGGGAUAUAUUUGUGAAGUGAGUGCAGCAAGAUAAGACUUUAUUGAUCUCACAGUGGAGAAAUUCACAUUAUGUCAGCUCUUAAUAAAUACACAAGAUGAGUGCGAGCAGAAGAAAAUGUGUAUCAAACAGCA